CUCAAGUUUGUAUUCUGAUCCAGUCCCCAGGACAAACCGUUAUGAUAGCCGGGUAGUCUUAGCGGCCCAUUACAAUACCAUGAAAUGCCAACUACGAUGCACAUUCUGUACACGUAUAACACUCGCUACUUGCAUGCUGUGUGCUGUAUGCUGUAUGCUGUAUGCUAUGUCCUGUAUGAGCUCUGGACGGAUGAAUCGUACGAUCAUUGCGCCAUCGUUUCCGCACUGGGAUGGGUGAUCGCAAUGACAAGCAUACCCUUUCAAAUAUCACAUGUUUCCACCAAAGCAGUAUCUUUUUGAUUUCUGCCAGGAAGGCAAUAUGUCCGCACCGAGCUGUCGGUCGGCCGUAGGUGGGUUAUCGGCGCAAACGGGCUUUAACAUCGGCAACCGCAAUUUU
Molecule: messenger RNA, 397 nt
Organism: Truncatella angustata
Lineage: Eukaryota; Fungi; Ascomycota; Sordariomycetes; Amphisphaeriales; Sporocadaceae
Exons: 2
Coding region: 85-300 (71 amino acids)
Source: RefSeq, a predicted model, not a curated record